CGGUAUUUUACAUUAAUUUACAUUCAUUUCAUUGUAUGAUCGUUGAAGUAGUGUUGAUAAUUAUCAUUUCUAUUGUUAUCUUGAAAAAACUAAUACAACAUCUUACAAAAACAAAUCACAAUGAAACCAACGGUAGCAGCUGAUGAAAUGUUUCCAGAAGGUGUUGGUCCUUACAUGGAUUUAGAAGAAGCUGGAGGGCCCUCAAAUCUACUCAUGGACCUAGCAGCGAACGAAAAGGCAGUGCAUUCAGAUUUUUUUAAUGAUUUUGAAGACUUGUUUGAUGAUGAUGAUUUGAAGUAAAAGACAUCCCUAAAAUAGCUAUUAAAUUUAUUGUAAGAUUAAAGAUAAAAUAAAAUAAAAC
This is a messenger RNA of Spodoptera exigua (beet armyworm), 361 nucleotides long. The record is from the annotation of a GenBank genome assembly. Lineage: Eukaryota; Metazoa; Arthropoda; Insecta; Lepidoptera; Noctuidae.